CAGCCUGUGGUUACUUGCAUCUCUCCUUCUGUCCCGCCGCUUGUGCUCUCGCUUUACUGUGUUUGUAUCGUCGUGUGUAACCAGAGAACUGUUUCUUGUGCCUGCCGUCCGGGGAAGUCCAGGUGAAGGUGUGGGUGUGUUACUGGCUUGUUACACGCGCAGUAGCUCAAAUCGCUACGUGUUUGGAAGGAAUGACUUCUGAUGUUCCUAAAUGCUGGUUGUAAAGGAACAUGAACUGAGUGUCUUAGUGAUGAAGGAAUACCUUGUAUUCGAUGUCACGUGCUUGUAGAAAGGAACAUCAGCUUGUAACAUUCGAUGCUCUGUGCUUGUGGUAAAGAAACACUCACUGCAUCCUGCUCCUCUCCACUGAUGUGACAUAGAACUGUUCAAGUGACGCUACAACUUCCUAAAAGCUGUGCCGAAGAUUUACUUCCUAGGAGGAAACUGUUCUGUGUUAUGUGUGCUUCUAGGGUAUCAAGGUAGCACCCGCCUCUCGCCCCCACACGCUGCUUCUCACGCCCUGCUCUCCGCGCCGCCGCGUCACUAACACCGCCACCCCCUCGCCGGCUGCCUUGAGUAAUAUAACACCAAGUUAUUCGUGUAAAGGGAACACCCCAUUUGCAGACGAGCUAAGGCGCUGCAGUUAAAGGCUCACAAGGAUGGACCAGACAAUAAUGGGCGGGGGUGGUGUGACCUUCCCUGUAACAACCAGCGGGAGCAUGAUGGCGCUCGGCUCCUCUCUGGCCACCCUCGCCCCCCUGGAGCCUUCCAGGACCUCCCCAUACCCAGGACUCCUCCCAGGAGCAGACUGGGGCUUCCUGGAGACAACGGACAUCACCAGAGACUAUGGCGGCCUCUUCUCCUCGUCGCUGGUGGAGUACGGUCUCCCGCCCAUUCUUCCCCGUACGCCCACACCGCAUGAAAUACUCCAUCCCACCCAUGACCUGACCUACGCCGCCCACUAUUCCACCCCUGCAGAGUACCCGGCACCUCUCACCCCUGAAAGCGACCAACCCUCGGACGGCAGCGGCUCCCCUACAUCCUCUCCGCACUCCACUCUCCACGCCCUGCCACACUUCGCCCCCGCCGCCCACUACACGCCCACUUCGCAGCCCCACGCCUCGCAUCUGCACCAGGGACACGCUACGACCUACAGCACCCUAUCUCCCCCAACGGACGACCUCGCGACCCUCACCUCAGUCCUGCCCAGCUCCGUGCCCUGCCAGGAAAGCCAGCAAACGCCCGCCCUCAGCCCGCUCCUUCCCAUUGCUUCCAGUAACGUCGGGGAGAUGGGCUUCGGGGGACUUACAGGGGAUGUCCUCACCUCCUUAGGCUCCCUGGUGUCUGAACCCCGCAAUGAAGUCCCUCAGGAUGCUACUGAAGCCACAGAGGAGACGCUAAAAGGUGACCUGCUGGGGAAACCACGGAAGGAGCGCACGGCCUUCACCAAGCACCAGAUCAGGGAGUUGGAGGCGGAGUUCCAGCACUCUAACUACCUCACUCGUCUCCGCCGCUACGAGAUUGCCGUCUCGCUCGACCUCACCGAGAGACAGGUAAAGGUGUGGUUCCAGAAUAGACGCAUGAAGUGGAAGCGGACUAAGAGCGGCCAGCUUGCUAUGAAACGACAGCAGCAGCAACAACUGGAGCAGCAGCAGCAACUCGAACAGCAGCGACUGGAACUAGAACAGCAGCAACAACAGCAACAGCAGCAGUAUGAGAGUAAACAAGCACAACAGCAGCAGGUGGAGAGUGACGCUAAACCUGAGUACCAGCAAGCACCGCCACAGCAGCAGCAGCAACAGCAGCAGCAGCAGCAGCAGGAAGGCACGAGCCGCGACUCCUGCAGCAGAACCAAGACCACCUGCACCUUAGCAACACACGUGGACAACACCAGCAAGACAAACACUGAAGAAGGCGUCCCCCAUGACCCGGUACUUCCACACCAUGGGGUUAUGAACCCCUCCCCGCCACCCCAGGUCCUCCCUGCUGCUGAGCUAGGACAAGGCACCCUCCAGGAGUCCUAUCAGGGUCUCCACCACGCCCUCACUCCUUCAGCGCCUCCCAAUAUGGCAGUGACCUCCCUCCCUGGGGCCCUGGAGGACGCCGGUUCCUACUCGGGCCUUCAGGACAACUUACGGGAAUCGAACUCGUAUCUAGCGGAUGGAGAGUGAUGCCCAAAGAGUCGCCAGACCGAUUUCUUAGCUAUCCUGCAAUUCUCUGAUGAGUGUAUGUGCGAGCGCGCGUGUGUGCAUGGGUGAGCGUUUGUACCACUAAACCAUAUUUAUUGAUACCCUAUUUACUACACUUUUUUCACUUUUCUAUUGGUAAUUGUAUUCUGUACAUGAUUCUCAAGUAGCCUGACAGGAGGCGCUGAGUCCCGCGUCUCCUCACUUCUUGACACUUCGGGUGCGGCGCAGAAAAAUAAUGUAUAAGACUCAUCAGUUCAUUACACACCAUAAUCUGUCAAACUGCGUGUGUUUAUUAGCCCGCCAGAUCCCAUCGCAAGAGUCAGCAGGGAGCGAGAUGCGGGAGGAAGCCCUGAAAGUACUUAAUGAUAAUAGUAAUUCUAGUAACAAUAACACAACGCGUCCAGCUUGAGCCAAAGACGCCGCGCAACACCCGUGUCCAGCAACUAAUACUGACAAGCUUGCCGGGACGCCUUACCAUGGUGACACUAAUACACGGAGCAGGUGUUUCUGUUUAUCAUCUCUAGCAUUCAAUCCAAAGGUAAAUUAAGGUCAAUACUCAACUGUAUGCCAAGUUCAUUCUCAAUAAUGGAUUUCAAGACUAGAUGAUUUGACUGUAUGCUGUAGAGAUUUUUUCCCUCUCUCUUUUGGCUGAAUAAUAGCUUAAUAUUUUCCUUCUGCAAUAAAAUAGAAUGUAU
Messenger RNA from Portunus trituberculatus (swimming crab), 2884 nucleotides. RefSeq names its product homeobox protein Hox-A2-like. Gene Ontology annotation, molecular function: DNA-binding transcription factor activity, RNA polymerase II-specific; RNA polymerase II cis-regulatory region sequence-specific DNA binding. Gene Ontology annotation, biological process: positive regulation of transcription by RNA polymerase II. Gene Ontology annotation, cellular component: nucleus. The coding region runs from base 660 to 2171 and encodes 503 amino acids. The record is from RefSeq and is a predicted model, not a curated record. Lineage: Eukaryota; Metazoa; Arthropoda; Malacostraca; Decapoda; Portunidae. The transcript is spliced from 3 exons.